GUUUAGAUGGGCUUUGGUAAUGGCAAAUUGGGUCAGUGAAGCAGAAACUCAUCCUAAAGCUUGUCCUAAUCGGAAUGCUGAGAAGACUUAUUGGAAGAGGCAGAAAAUGGACAAUGUCCACAUGGAUGGGGCUGCAGUUGGUUAUACUCGAAUUGCUCUUGCUGUCUUGAAAGCCUUCUCUUUAUAUUUCUACCAUUAUCCAUUACCAUUAUCUCUAUCUACUCUCGCUCUCUCUGUGCCAACUGCCAAAGGCUAAAUUAAAUAAAAAUCUAAACUUUAAAUUUUAUUCAAUCUUUUCCAUCUAUAUCACACUCUUCUCUAUGCACAUGACUUUCGGUGGUAUUGCUUUCGGUCUCCCUUGUUCCUUUGUCUUUAUCCACACUCUUUCUCUUCCUGUGGAAAACACCGCCAGUUUCUUCGGUUUCAUCUUGUUUUGGUUUCUGGGUAUUUCUCAAUUGGAAGGAUUUUGACUCUGGAAUUGGUUUCUCAUACUGUAUAAAUGCUCCCUGAAACUAUAUGGGCUGAGUUGGGCAUUUCAUGGGAGCUAUAGAGGACAGUGAACCACCUUUGAAACGCAUAAAGGGAAGACCAAAUAGCUUAGAAGAUUCAUCAUCUUUCACAGAUUCCAUAGCUUGCUCUUUGGGAGACUCGAUGGCCAGGCCUCUACCCUCCCAAGGAGAUGAUGGGGAAACAAUUGGUUCAAAAGGAGUCAUAAAAAGAUCUGAAUUCGUCAAGAUCAUAACAAGGGCAUUAUACUCACUUGGUUAUAACAAGAGUGGGGCCAUUCUAGAGGAAGAAUCAGGGAUACCGUUGAACUGUUCUGUGGUUAACUUGUUUAUGCAACAAGUUGUGGACGGAAAAUGGAAUGACAGUGUUUCCACAUUGCGAACAAUUGAUCUCUUGGAUGAAAAGGCUGUCAAUUUAGCAUCUUUCUUGAUUUUGGAACAGAAGUUCCUUGAGCUUCUGAAAACUGAAAAAGUCAAUGCUGCUUUAGAUACACUUAGAAAUGAGAUCGUGCCUCUUCAAAUCAACAGCAGCCGAGUUCAUGAACUUGCUAAAUGCAUUUUCUCUCCUUCAUCUGAAUUUUCAAGUCCAAAUGAAGAUGUUGCAACGUCAAGGGAAAAUCUCGUACAGAAACUGCAGAACUUGCUUCCAGCUGCAUUGAUGAUACCUGAAAAAAGGUUGGAGCAUUUAGUUGAACAGGCUCUUGAUGUGCAGCGAGAUGCUUGUGCGUUUCAUAAUGCUCUGGACACUGAUCUGUCUUUAUAUUCGGAUCAUCAAUGUGGAAGAACCCAGAUUCCUACUCAAACAUUACAGACACUAGUAGUGCAUAGUGAUGAAGUGUGGUUUCUACAAUUUUCACAUAAUGGGAAAUACUUAGCUUCAGCUUCUAAAGACCAGUCAGCAAUUAUAUGGGAGGUUCAAGAGGAUGGCCCAGUAUCACCGAAACAUGUAUUGACUGGUCACAGGAAGCCAGUGUUGGUUGUUUCAUGGAGCCCUGAUGAUCAACAGCUUCUGUCAUGUGGACAGGAGGAAGUUGUUAGACGCUGGGAUGUCAGUUCCGGAGAAUGCCUCCAAGUUUACGAAAAAAAUGGUGUCGGCCUGAUUUCAUGUGGAUGGUUUCCUGAUGGUAAAGGGAUAUUCUCUGGCAUGACUGAUAAGAGCAUCUGCCUGUGGGAUUUGGAAGGAAGAGAGCUUGAAUGUUGGAAGGGGCAGCGGACAGUCAAAAUAUCAGACAUGGCCAUAACUGAUGAUGGGAAGAGGAUCUUAAGCAUAUGUAAAGAAACUGCAAUACUAUUGCUUGACAGGGAGGCAAAUUGGGAGAGCAUGAUUGAAGAGGAGGAAGUGAUUACUUCAUUCUCAUUGUCGAAGGACAAUAAGUUCCUAUUGGUCAAUCUUAUAAACCAAGAAAUUCACCUGUGGAGUUUGGAGGGUGAUAUUAAGGUUGUUGCCAAGUACAAAGGCCAUAAGCGUGACCGGUUUGUUAUUAGAUCUUGUUUUGGUGGAUUUGAGCAAGCCUUUAUUGCAAGUGGGAGUGAGGAUUCACAGAUCUACAUAUGGCACAAAAGUUCAGGGGAGCUUCUAUUGACAUUGCCCGGGCAUUCUGGAGCUGUAAACUCUGUGAGCUGGAGUCCUGCAAAUCUUCACAUGUUGGCUUCAGCCAGUGACGAUCGCACAAUCCGAAUAUGGGGUUUGAAUCAGCUAAACUUGACACAUAAACUCACUCACAGAAAUGACAUUGCCAUCCACUCUAAUGAUAGAACCUGAAAUGAUAUUGUAAGUUCAAAUUCAUCAACAUUGAAAAAGUAAUGUUCUUUAUAAGUAAAACAACAUUGUGUAAAUUCUUCAAUCUUUUGCUUUUGUUGUUUUGCAUCUAUAGAGCAAAAGGCAUGUAAAUUGUUGGCUGCAAUCUGCCAAUAACGCUAUACAAAUUCAUGACAUUUGUUUUUUUUA
This is a messenger RNA of Ziziphus jujuba (common jujube), 2454 nucleotides long. Its product is annotated as WD repeat-containing protein 26 homolog. Gene Ontology annotation, molecular function: protein binding. The coding region runs from base 538 to 2268 and encodes 576 amino acids. The transcript has 5 exons. Lineage: Eukaryota; Viridiplantae; Streptophyta; Magnoliopsida; Rosales; Rhamnaceae. The record is from RefSeq and is a predicted model, not a curated record.